Entamoeba invadens IP1 is the source of this 399-nucleotide messenger RNA. RefSeq lists its product as hypothetical. The transcript has a single exon. NCBI's taxonomy places the organism in Eukaryota, Evosea, Mastigamoebida, Endamoebidae. The record is from RefSeq and is a predicted model, not a curated record. The coding region runs from base 1 to 399 and encodes 132 amino acids.
AUGAGUGACCCCUUUAAUGAUUAUUCGCAAAACAGUCAAAACACCGAUUCUCAAGCAACAUCGCUCUCUUGCUCUGUUUUAGUUCUUUCCAUCUUAGCGACUGCCUUUGGGUGGAUAGGAGGGAUAGUAUUGUUCUUCCUUGAGAAGCAGAAUGUAUAUGUCCGUGCUGUAGCUCUUCAUUCCUUCAUAGUGAAUGGGAUAGUGUUCUUGAUAGCCUUGUUCUUCUUAUGUUUCUAUUGGGCUGGGAUGUUCUUUAUAGUCUGUUUCUGGAUCAUGUUUGUUGUAGCCAUCUUAGUGAUGUGUGUCUUAAUCUUCCUUGCCGUUUUCAAGGCCAACUCUGGUGUCUUCAUUGGGAUACCAUUCCUCGACAAGUGGAUCUUAACUAUUGCGAACCAAUAA